CGGGGAGCACAGUCGCCAGUCCAGCACGGAGACCCGCCUGGCCAAAAGACCGCGCCUCACACUUGCCAGGAUUGCCAAAUAUUCCUGAAAAAUAUACCUGCUAUUUAUGGCAUGUGGCUUGUAACUUUACUCCUGCUGUACUCUCUCCAAGAAGUACACAGUGAGGAUGUGGGCUCCACCAGGCUGUACUUUGUGAAUGCCUCCCUGCAGAGGGUUACCUACUCCAGCUCGGUGGGGGUGUCCCUGCCCUGUCCAGCAGGCGGCACCCCCAGUGCCAUACUGCGCUGGUACCUGGCCACCGGCGACGACAUCUACGACGUGCCCCACAUCCGACACGUGCACGCCAAUGGAACCCUGCAGCUGUACCCCUUCUCGCCCUCCGCCUACAACAGCUACAUCCACGACAACGACUACUUCUGCACGGCCGAGAACCAAGCCGGCAAGAUCCGCAGCCCCAACAUCCGCAUCAAAGCUGUUUUUAGGGAGCCCUACACGGUGCGGGUGGCGGACCAGCGCUCUAUGCGGGGAAACGUAGCCGUGUUCAAGUGCCUCAUCCCCGUGGCUGUGCAGGAGUACGUCAGCGUCGUGUCCUGGGAAAGGGACACGGUUUCCAUCGUACCAGGUAACAGGUUCUCGCUGACCUCCUUCGGGGCUCUUUACAUCUCCGAUGUUCAGAAGGAGGACGCCCUCUCCACAUACCGGUGCAUCACCAGACAUAAGUACAGCGGCGAGACGCGCCAAAGCAACGGAGUCAGGCUCUCUGUAAUGGACCCAAACGAGUCCUCCCCUACCAUCCUGGACAGUUUCCAAGCAGGCGAGGUGAACGCAGGCCAGAGUAUCGAGCUCCCCUGCACAGCGGGAGGGUAUCCCACCCCCACGGUGCGCUGGCUAAAAGACGGUCGCCCACUCCCCUCGGACGCCCGCUGGACACGGCGUUUGACGGGGCUGACCAUCAGCGACAUGAGGCAGGAGGACAGCGGCAGCUAUGCAUGCGAGGUCACCAACAGCUUUGGCUCAAAGGAGGUGUCUGGACUGCUUCACGUUAUAGAUCCCCUACGAGUCACCCUGUCCCCUAAGAACCUAAAGACUGGCAUCAGCAGCACGCUGUUCUUCACCUGCACUGUGGAGGGCUCUCCAGAAUACACCAUCAGCUGGUACAGCAACACGGAGCCCAUCGUCCCCGACCAGCACAUCUCCAUCCAGGGGCAGCACAACGACACCUUGCAGAUCACUGCGGCUCAGAAGUUCCACUCCGGGGCCUACCAGUGCUUCGCCUCCCGAAAGGGCCACACCGCUCAGGACUUUUCCAUUAUUCUGCUAGAGGAUGGUACUCCUCGUAUUGUGUCUUCCUUCAGCGAGCGCGUGGUGAACCCCGGCGAGCCUUUCUCCCUCAUGUGUGGCGCCAAAGGAGCCCCGCCCCCCUCCAUCACCUGGACGCUGGACGACGAGGCCGUGGUGCGAGACUCCACCUACAAGACCAGCCAGUACACGCUGUCGGACGGCCUGACCGUGUCGCACGUCAACGUCAGCAGCCCGCUCAUCCGGGAUGGGGGAGUGUAUCGUUGCGUCGCACGCAACUCGGCCGGUAGCGCCGAGUACCAAGCGCGCAUAAACGUAAGAGGUCCACCCCGAAUCAGACCCAUGCGGGACAUCACCGCUGUGGCGGGCAGGAACACCUACAUAACGUGCCGGGUGAUUGGCUACCCGUAUUACUCAAUCAAGUGGCUGAAGGAAGGCAUGCAGCUGCCCGAUAAUCAUCGUCAAGUGGUGUUUGAGAACGGCACGCUGAGGCUGACGGACGUGCAGAAGGGCGCGGACGAGGGCACCUACUUGUGUAGCGUUCUGAUCCAGCCCCAGGUGUCAAUCAACCAGACCGUUCACGUCACUGUCAAAGUGCCGCCGCUCAUCCAGCCCUUCGACAUCCCCUCUACCUCAGUGGGGAAGCUCAUGUACAUCGCCUGUGUGGUGUCAUCUGGGGACAUGCCCAUACGCAUCACCUGGCACAAAGACGGCCAGCUCAUCGUGCCAGGCUCCGCCUCUGGCGUCGCUAUAGAGACCAAAGAGUUCAUGAGCUCCCUGCAAAUAUCCAAGGUGACACUGAAGCACAACGGAAACUACACCUGCAUCGCCAGCAACGCCGCCGCCACCGUCAGCUGGGAGAGGCAGCUGAUAGUAACUGUGCCUCCACGCUUCACGGUGCAGCCCAACAAUCAAGACUGCAUCUACGGCAAAGCUGGAGUUCUCAACUGCUCUGUGGAGGGUUACCCACCUCCAAAAGUCAUGUGGAAGCAUGCAAAAGGUGUAGGAAACCCUCAGCAGUACCACCCAGUCCCUCUCACUGGCCGUAUCCAGAUCAUGUCAAACGGCUCUCUGCUCAUCCGACACGUGCUGGAGGACGACCGAGGCUACUACCUCUGCCAAGCCUCUAACGGCGUGGGCUCAGACAUCAGUAAGAGCAUGAUCCUCACCGUCAAAAUUCCCGCCAUGAUCACCAGCCACCCCAACACCACAAUGGCGAGGAAGGGCCAAACCAAGGAGCUGAACUGCACGGCGCGCGGAGAGCAACCCAUAAUCAUCCGCUGGGAGAGAGGGGACACAGUCAUCGACGCCGAGAGAAACCCCCGCUAUUCCAUAACCAUCAACAAGAAGGGGGACGAAGUCAUCUCCACGCUUAAGCUGAACCCGGCCGAGCGAGGGGAUUCUGUCUUCUUCUCCUGCCACGCCAUCAACUCCUAUGGAGAGGGUCGAGGGCUCAUCCAACUCACUGUGCAAGAACCACCAGACCCCCCUGAACUGGAGGUGAGGGAGGUGAAGGACAGGAGCAUGAACCUGCGCUGGAUCCAAAGGUUCGAUGGAAACAGUAUCAUCACCAGCUAUGACAUCGAGUACAAGAACAAGUCAGACACCUGGGAUCACAUGUACACAACCAGGAACAUCUCCCCCACCAACAACCAGGCCAACAUCGUGGAGUUGCAUCCGGCCUGCGUUUACAGCAUCCGCAUGUACUCCUACAACAAGAUAGGCCGCAGCCUCCCCAGCAAAGAGCUCACCAUCAGUACCGAGGAAGCACCUCCUGAUGGGCCGCCGAUGGAAGUCAUCCUCACACCGAUGACAUCUCAGAGCAUACGUGUUACAUGGAGGGCUCCGAAGAAGGAGUUGCAGAACGGGGUGAUCCGAGGCUACCAGAUCGGUUACAGAGAGAACGGUCCGGGCAGCAACGGCCAGUACAGCAUCGUGGAGAUGAAAGCUACGGGGGACAGUGAAGUGUACACCUUGGACAACCUGAAGAAGUAUGCCCAGUACGGGGUAGUGGUCCAGGCCUUCAACAGGGCCGGGACAGGUCCAUCCAGUACUGAGAUCAACGCCACCACGCUGGAAGAUGUUCCCAGCGAGCCUCCUCAGAACGUGCGAGCCAUCUCCGUGACGUCGGACGAGGCGGUGAUCACGUGGUCAGAGCCUCCACGGCUGACGCUGCACGGUGUGCUGAAAGGCUACCGCGUUGUGUUUUGGUCCCUCUUCCCCGACGGAGGUGGGUGCUGUGGGGGCCAGGCCCAGUGGCCAUUGCAGAAAUGGGGGGAGAUGCAGAACAUCACCACCACACGGGAACAGGUGGAGCUGCGAGGGCUCGAGAAGUUCACCAACUACAGCGUCCAGGUGCUGGCCUACACACAGGCGGGGGACGGGGUCCGCAGCAACGUCCUGUACAUCCAGACUCGCGAGGACCUUCCUGGUCCACCGGCGGGCAUCAAGGCGGUCCCCUCCUCUCCGAACAGUGUGGUCGUGUCCUGGUUGCCGCCACUCAAACCAAACGGUGUUAUCCGCAAGUACACCAUCUACUGCUCCAGCCCGGGGUCUCUGCAGCCGGCACCCAGCGAGUACGAGGCCAACCCAGAGAUGCUCUUCUACCGCAUCACGCACCUUACCCGCGGUAAACAAUACCACAUCUGGUCUGCAGCCGUGACAACCGCUGGCCGUGGCAACAUCAGCUCAAAGGUCACGGUGGAGCCUGCUGGGAAAGUCCCGGGUAAGAUCUUGUCCUUCGGCGGCACGGUGACCACACCCUGGAUGAAGGAAGUGCGUCUUCCCUGCGGCUCCGUGGGAGAACCCGCUCCCACAAUUAAAUGGACCAAAGACAGUGACGACACUGCCAUCCCUGUGACGGCGGACAGUCAGCGGCAGAUCCUACCCAACGGCACACUGGUGCUGCGUUCGGUCAAAGCGGAGGAUUCUGGGUACUACACCUGCACGGCCACUAACACUCUGGGCUUUGACACCAUCAUAGUCAACCUGGUGGUGCAAGUUCCUCCAGAUCAGCCUCGCUUGACCGUCUCCACCACCUCCACCUCCUCCAUCACCCUUGCUUGGAUCCCUGGGGACAACGGGGGAAGCUCCAUCAGAGGAUUUGUGCUGCAGUACUCGGUGGACAACACGGAGGAGUGGAGGGACGUGUUCAUCAGCUCCAGUGAGCGCUCCUUCAGGCUGGACAACCUGCGCUGUGGAACCUGGUACAAGGUCAAGUUGGCCGCCAAGAACAGCGUGGGCUCAGGACGCAUCAGUGAGAUCAUCGAGGCCAAGACACAUGGAAGAGAACCGGUAUUCAACAAGGACCAGCCGCUGCUCACACACAUCAACUCCACCCACGCGGGGAUCAACCUGCAGGGCUGGACCAGCGGCGGCUGCCCCAUCACCGACAUGAUGCUGGACUUCAGACCCAAAGGCACCUGGGCGUGGCAGAGCCUCAAAGCCAACUCCACCUCUCAGCUGUUCCUCAGCGAGCUGCGUGAGGCCACCUGGUACGAGCUGAAGAUGAAAGCCUGCAACAGCGCCGGCUGCGGAAACCAGAGCUCCCAGUUUGCCACCACCGACUACGACGGCAGUACAAUCCCUCCCAUUAGAUCUGCUCGUGGAGAAGGGGAUGACGUGAAGAAGCUGUUCUCCAUCGGCUCUCCCGUCAUCCUGGUCACUCUGGGCGUCGCUUUGCUUUUUAUUAUCCGCAAGAAACGCAAGGAGAAGAGGCUCAAACGACUUAGAGAUGCUAAGAGCCUUGCGGAGAUGCUUAUCAGCAAGAACAAUCGCAGUAUAGACACUCCGGUGAAGGGCCCUCCUCAAGGGCCGAGGCUCCACAUUGACAUCCCACGUGUCCAGCUACUCAUCGAGGACAAGGAAGGAAUCAAACAAAUAGGAGAGGACAAGGCAGCAGUGCCUGUGACAGACACUGAGUUCAGCCAAUCAGUGAAUCCGCAGAACUUCUGCACAGGCGUGUCUCUGCACCACCAGGCCCUCAUCCAGAACUCAGGGCCUUUGAUCGACAUGUCCGACAUCCGCCCAGGCACGAACCCCGUGUCCAGGAAGAGUAUAAAGUCCGCCCACAGCUCCAGGAACAGAUACUCCAGCCAAUGGACGCUGAGCCGGCCGAGUCAGAGCCAAUCGACGGCCUCCGCCCGAACUCUGACCUCCGACUGGCGGACCAUGGGCUCUCACGGCAUCACCGCCACAGAGAGCGACAGCUACAGCGCCAGCCUUUCGCAGGACACAGAUAAGGGUCGGAACAGCAUGGUGUCUACAGAGAGCGCCUCCUCCACCUACGAGGAGCUGGCGCGGGCGUACGAGCACGCCAAGCUGGAGGAGCACCUGCAGCACGCCAAGUUCACCAUCACCGAGUGCUUCAUCUCUGACAGCUCGUCCGACCAGAUGACCACCGGCACCAACGACCCCGCGGACAGCAUGACCUCGCUCAGCACGCCGUCUGAACCCGGCAUCUGCCGCUUCACCGCCUCGCCGCCCAAACCGCAGGACUACGACCGCCGGCAGAAUGUGGCGGUGCCCAUUCCCCACCGCGCUAAUAAAAGUGAAUUCUGCAACCUCCCCCUCUACAUGAAGACAGACCCAUUCUUCCGUAAGCAAGGGGAGCUGCACGACCCCUGCCCAGUGGUGCCGCCGCGGGAAGCCUCCAUCCGCAGCCUGACGCAGCGGGCGUACCACACCCAGGGCCGCCACAAGACUCUAGACCCCAGCAAGCAGCAGGUCCUGACGCUGGGCCACUCCGGGCUGAGCAGCCUUGGGGCCAGCUCGGGCACCUCCACCCUCCCCCAGAGGACUCUCACCAUGCCCAGCUCUAACACCGCGGCCACGGCCUCCACCUCCAGCACGAGCAGCAACUGCAACAAGGUGGGCGGCUCCAGAGACUCGCUGCUGGAGAGCAGCUCCUCCGCUCUGGGGAGACUGCAGAAACAGAGCGCGGGGGCGUACUCCAAGUCGUACACGCUGGUGUAGCCUCCGCCCCGCACAGACUCGCUGCCCCGCUGCUUCAGUCUGGCUCAGAAAGGGCAUGCCACCAUCUUUCUAUAAAACCUGACUAACGGUGAACUGCCCAGCGGGACAGGUUCCUCCCAGACAGAGACCCAGCUAACCCUACGUUAAUGUUCACCUGGGACUCUUUAAAAGAAUUACUAACUCCAACUAACAGAUCCAGCCGGCUGGUGCUCGGCUCCGCCUGCAGGAGUAGCACAGUUAAAAAAAAAACAGGACGUGCUUCUGUGGUCAUUUGGAUAUAUUGACUUUAAUUGAGGAGCUGAAGCUCUUUGUUUAUGACGAUGAAGACUACGAUAGCCAGUAUGAAGCUGUGUGGCCAUCCUGUCUCUCAUGCACACACACAUACUCCUCCAUAGUUUCAGUAUUAUUGUCAAUUUGCAGGACUUCCAGUUAAGUUCCCUAUUCUUACUGUUUCUCUCACCCUCUGUGUGUCUCCUAAAGUCCCAUAAAGCUAUUAGCAUAUUUUCUCUUUACGGCGAAUCCAAAAGAACAGAUUCAGGUUCUCCUCCAGGAAAGAUCUAUCCCAUAAACGCCCUGCACACGUCUCUCUCCAGCUGAACCGUGUCUCACUUUUGAAACAAAUCACGACAACCCAAAUAAACCCGCCAUAAGUUCUCACAUCACAAAUAGAGAAUAUUUGGUAUUAUAAAGAAUUUACAUAUAUAUUUCUAUGUAGGUAUAUUAUUGACAUUUAAAUGAAAUUAUGACAAAGUAUAAAUUGUAUGUACUACCAUAGUGUAGUAGUAUAUACAGCAAUUUAAUGUUAAUGUCAAAUUUAAGAACAAGACAAUCGCUCAAUCAUGGAAUUUAAAGAAGAGAAAUUUAAAAAAGGUUGGACUAAAGAAAGGAAAUUAAAGUAUGUAUACGGGGUGCUCUGUAUGUUACUGUAUGUAGAGCGCCUAAGAGAAGAGUGUUUCCUGUAUGGACACAGAGCAGCCCUUUACAAGCCCAAUGUUGAGAGGGGAAAAUACUUUUAAAAUUAUAUUUUAGUUUCAGUUUCUGAAAGGCAGGCUGGCUGGGUUAACCAAACACAAUCCCCCUGGUUUAAACUCUGCUGUGUGUUUAUGAUGGAAACAAUCAUGUCAUAUUUCAAAGAUCCAUGAAUGAGGUUUAUGUUAUUUACAGUAUUAAUGCUUCGGUGACCACUUCCCGCCUGCCUUGGUGACACUCAGCCGAACAUCAGAAAGAAUCCCAGUGAUGAUGUGAAUGAAGUCAAAAUAAUAUAAUAAUGAGCGAUGUUAUAUGUCAGGGAGUUCCGCUUUGAAAAAUGAUAUAAUGUUCACACAAUUGAUAUCUUUGUUGUUGCCCUGUCUGAAGUACUGUACAUGUCCCGCCUUCUUUAUCCCCCCCCUCCAUUUUGUACAUUCACACGUUACCUAUUGGAAUGUCUUUUUGAAGCAUCUCCAUGAUAGCGUUUUGUGCUUUAUAUUUAUUUAUCCAUUUUGCUUUGUUUGUUUAUGGGACGGGGUGUGUGUUGGUUUUCAUUCAUCAUAUUUGUUUUUAUUUUUAUUUUAGUUUUUGGGUUUUUGUCAAAUGUUUUGGUUCCAGAGGCCGAACAGUACUAAGGCCGGUGGGUAGAUCCAAGUGAAAUCAGGGACUCGUAGCUAUUCGUCACACAAACUGCUGUUGUGUAAAUACUGGACUGGAGUCGGUCCGCAAACCUGAAGCAUUCUGACUCCUGGUC
Molecule: messenger RNA, 7996 nt
Organism: Notothenia coriiceps (black rockcod)
Lineage: Eukaryota; Metazoa; Chordata; Actinopteri; Perciformes; Nototheniidae
Gene: dscaml1
Product: Down syndrome cell adhesion molecule like 1
Exons: 33
Coding region: 112-6273 (2053 amino acids)
Biological process (GO): axon guidance; dendrite self-avoidance; homophilic cell-cell adhesion
Cellular component (GO): plasma membrane; axon
Molecular function (GO): cell-cell adhesion mediator activity
Source: RefSeq, a predicted model, not a curated record